AUGGUCUUCCGCGAUCGCACCGUCAUGAAUAGCCGGCAAGACCGAACUUUCAGCUUGUCAAGCAAUGUUUCAACUACGACCUCGCCAUCGAACAACAGCUCAGGCAAUAGCGAGACGCAUACCGUUACCGUAAGUAUCGGCGGGCACACAACUGGAACCGUUCACAGGCGGCCACCGAAGCCGAUGAUCGUCCUCUUUACCCAAAACCGCAAGACCAAGAGGCUUGCGCUGGUGACGGUCGACAUUGACGAAGACACUGAAGUCAAUCCCGACCGAUGUAACUGUCGGAGGUCGGGAAAUGAUGGAGCAUCGUGCACAAUAGCCGCUAUGGAACAAAAGAGGGGCACACUGAACCUCGUAGCCCGACGAUUCGAGAGCCGCGACGGUGAUGUCGACUGGAACCUGGCCAAGCUGGCACUUGGCCGUCAAGGGGAGAGAGAAUAUACUGGUGCGGUUUGGAAAGACGUUCGGCGUAUCAGCAUAAUGUUUCCCACGCCGAAAGACCGAGAAACUUUUGGAGGAACUCCUAAUCUGUGUCAAUGCGCGUCGAGGACGGAGGCUGAGCUGGCCAACUGUCUGAAGGAACGGCGGCAUAAGGGGCAGCUGGGUCUUGUUCGGGAAUUUGGGCGGCAACAGCUGAACGAGUACCAUCGAGAAAGGUUCGGAUCGCAGCAGGACGUGGUUAGAGGGAUGAGGGACGACAUUCGGUAA
This is a messenger RNA of Colletotrichum gloeosporioides, 711 nucleotides long. RefSeq lists its product as uncharacterized. The coding region runs from base 1 to 711 and encodes 236 amino acids. The record is from RefSeq and is a predicted model, not a curated record. The transcript has 2 exons. Lineage: Eukaryota; Fungi; Ascomycota; Sordariomycetes; Glomerellales; Glomerellaceae.